Messenger RNA from Oncorhynchus gorbuscha (pink salmon), 477 nucleotides. RefSeq names its product mannose-P-dolichol utilization defect 1 protein-like. Lineage: Eukaryota; Metazoa; Chordata; Actinopteri; Salmoniformes; Salmonidae. The coding region runs from base 1 to 477 and encodes 158 amino acids. Gene Ontology annotation, biological process: oligosaccharide biosynthetic process. The record is from RefSeq and is a predicted model, not a curated record. The transcript is spliced from 5 exons.
AUGACAGACUGCACUGUAUUUAGUGUUUUCUUCUUCAGUGCCUGGGGUGAGGCCCUGUUCCUCAUGUUACAGACUGUAGCCAUUGGGUUCCUCAUCAUGCACUAUGGAGGCAACACAGUCAAAGGUGUCCUGUUCCUGGGGGUGUAUUUUGGCCUGGUGGCUCUGCUGCUCUCCCCCUUCACCCCCAUGUCUGUGGUCAUGGCCAUGCAGGCCUCCAACAUGCCAGCUAUCAUCAUCGGCAGGCUGAUCCAGGUAGUGACUAACUAUGGGAACGGACACACAGGACAGCUGUCUGUCAUCACUGUGUUUAUGCUGUUCGCUGGCUCCCUGGCUCGUAUAUUCACCUCAAUACAGGAAACGGGUGACUCCCUGAUGGCCCUGACCUAUGUCAUAUCCUCUUCCUGUAACGGCCUCAUCGCUGCCCAGCUCCUGUACUACUGGAACAGCAGCUCCACACUGAAGAAGAAGACGGAGUAG